Balaenoptera ricei (Rice's whale) is the source of this 709-nucleotide messenger RNA. RefSeq names its product HIG1 domain family member 1A, mitochondrial-like. The coding region runs from base 9 to 260 and encodes 83 amino acids. The record is from RefSeq and is a predicted model, not a curated record. Gene Ontology annotation, cellular component: mitochondrion. The transcript has a single exon. Lineage: Eukaryota; Metazoa; Chordata; Mammalia; Artiodactyla; Balaenopteridae. Gene Ontology annotation, biological process: negative regulation of apoptotic process; mitochondrial respirasome assembly.
CAAUCACUAUGUCAAGUGACACAGAUGUUUCUCUUUCUUCAUAUGAUGAAGAUCAGGGAUCUAAACUUAUCCGAAAAGCUAGAGAGGCACCAUUUGUCCCCAUUGGAACGGCAGGUUUUGCAGCAAUCGUUGCAUAUGGAUUAUAUAAAUGGAAGAGCAGGGGCGAUACUAAAAUGUCUGUUCACCUGAUCCACAUGCGCGUGGCGGCCCAAGGCUUUGUUGUGGGAGCAAUGACUCUUGGUAUGGGCUAUUCCAUGUAGCAAGAAUUCUGGGCAAAACCUAAACCUUAGAAGAGGAGAUGCUGUCUUGGUCUUGGUGGUGCUUGCUUUAGUUAGACAUCUCAUAUUGAGGUUAUGUGUUUAUGUUGAAAAUAAAUUCUGUGGGUCGGACAGUAACAUGGUAAUUUUAAUAUUGGCUUCCUUUCUUGCAGGCUUGAUUUGCCUAGUGCCUAGUUCACUAGCUAGGUCAUUCAGGGGAGUCAGAUUAGCACAAAAACAUGUCACUUUUAAAUGCACUUGAUAGUGGUACAAUGUCCACCUUCUUAAACUCUUCUGAUAAAAUUAGUUGUAAAGAGGACAACAUGCCAAACCUGAAAAUGCUCCCAGUUGCUGCAGAAUAUCAUAUGCUUUUGAUGUAAUGUAGGAAUCCUAUUUACCCCAGUUAAUUUAACUCUUUCUGACUGCCUUGUGGACUGAGUACUGUUUUUAAG